This is a messenger RNA of Sus scrofa (pig), 7240 nucleotides long. The record is from RefSeq and is a predicted model, not a curated record. Lineage: Eukaryota; Metazoa; Chordata; Mammalia; Artiodactyla; Suidae.
GUUGCCCUAUAAAUAGAAAAGAGAAUUUCUUUGAUAAGUGUGAAGAUUUGCAGGCUGUAUGUACAGCUCAAAGAAGCAAAGCGGUAGCCCUGCAUCAUUAAUCAGAGAGAGAGAGAGAGCAAGAGAGAGAGCAAGAGCAAGAUCAAGCUGCCCCCUAGAAAACGGAAAUGUUCAGUGUUCACAGAGCGGCUGGCAUAUUUAACUCUGACAUUACACUACCAUGUUUUCCAACAUGGUAGUAGUUAGGUAAUGCUGAAAAUUUUAUUUUUUUAUUUUUCUGCUUCCUUAAUUUUUUUUUUGUUUUCUUUUUACUCUUUCCUCCAAACCUCUUUCCCUCCUUGCUUCUUUCUGUCUUUCUUCCUUUCUUUCUUUUUUGCUUUCUUUCCUUCUUUCCUUUUUUUCAGGUGGGUAGUGAAGGGGGACUGGAUAUGUUGUUCUCAGAACAGGGAGCUGGAAUUGAUGCAUAGAUCAGUAGUGUCCUUGUUGGAGUGCAUGUUGUGUAAAUACUUUGGAGCUCUCUGGAGAAAACCUAAAAGGAUUGAAACGGCAUGAAUGAACUAAACCAUGAAGAUUCCUCAUGGCUUAUUCAGGAGACUCUAUGGCUCUGAUUAAAGAAUUUCACAGCACUGGAGCAAACAGCAGGUUUUGGAAAACAGUGCCUUUUCAACACACUUUCCAUGUUUGCUCUGCCUUUGUUUCUCAAAUUUUAAUUUUCGACACAUAACUGAAAAAAAAUCUCAGAAAGCUGACCCAUCCAAGUUAAUCACCUCUGAAGAGUUGUGGACCCACUGAGUGCUAAAGCAAACCUUUCUUAUAUGUGAGCCAAAAAAAAAAAAAAAAAAAGAAAAAGAAAAACAGCCUGCCAACCACUGGUAAAGAGAUGGCUAUCAUCAUAUGGGAAUUUGAAGAGCUUCUAUAUGGCACAUUCAUGAUUGAAAUGGGAGAGGAUCAACUGUCAUGAUGUCCCCAAAGACCAUUUAACUGAGUAAACAAGAAAGGAAAAUUAUAAAGACUUGUCAGCUAUGUUUGCACAUGAGACUUCCAUAAAGUUACUAUAGACAAAUCUAAAAUAAAUAUGCUGAUAAUUCUUUGAAAACCCCCCAAAUCAUGGAAAGAGUCUCAGACCAAUGCAGUAAAAAAGAGGUUAUUCUAUACUCAAUCUCUCCAACCCAUCAAUGACUAGUCUUUUAGAAAGAGCAGCUGUAGAUUAUAAAUCAGAACCAACAUUUGGUAAAGAUAGUUUCUCUGGAAAGAAACAUGUCUGCUAAUGAUACAUGUCCUGGGACAGAUGGAGCAAAUACAGAUUUUCGAUACUUUAUCUAUGCAGUGACAUACACUGUCAUUCUUGUGCCAGGUCUCAUAGGAAACAUAUUAGCCUUGUGGGUAUUUUAUGGCUAUAUGAAAGAAACCAAAAGGGCUGUGAUAUUCAUGAUAAAUCUAGCCAUUGCUGACUUACUACAGGUCCUCUCCCUGCCAUUGAGGAUCUUUUACUAUUUGAAUCAUGACUGGCCCUUUGGGUCUGGCCUUUGCAUGUUUUGUUUCUACCUUAAAUAUGUCAACAUGUAUGCAAGCAUCUAUUUCUUGGUCUGUAUAAGUGUGCGAAGAUUUUGGUUUCUCCUAUACCCCUUUCGCUUCCAUGACUGUAAACAGAAAUAUGACCUAUAUAUCAGCAUUGUUGGCUGGCUGAUAAUCUGCCUUGCCUGUUUGCUGUUUCCCCUCCUCAGAAGCAGUGAUGACACUCCUGGCAACAAAACCAAAUGCUUUGUGGAUCUUCCUACGAGGAAUGUCAAUUUGGCCCAGUCUGUUGUCAUGAUGACCAUUGGAGAGUUGAUUGGGUUUGUUACCCCUCUUCUGAUAGUCCUAUAUUGUACCUGGAAGACAGUUUUAUCACUGCAAGAUAAAUAUCCUGUAGCCCAAGACCUUGGAGAGAAAAAGAAAGCCUUGAAGAUGAUUCUAACCUGUGCAGGUGUUUUCCUAAUUUGCUUUGCACCUUAUCACUUCAGUUUUCCUUUAGAUUUCUUGGUCAAGUCCAAUGAAAUCAAAAGCUGCCUAGCCAGAAGGGUGAUUAUAAUAUUUCAUUCUGUUGCCUUAUGUCUUGCUAGUCUGAAUUCUUGCCUUGACCCAGUCAUAUACUACUUCACCACUAAUGAGUUCAGAAGACGACUUUCAAGACAAGAUUUGCAUGAUAAUAUAAAACUCCAUGCAAAAUCAUUUGUGAGCAACCAUAUCACUUCUACUCUGAGAAAUGAAGUAUGUUAGAUGGAAAAAAAUCUGAAUGUGGGCUGAAAUGUAAGAAUAUCAGAACAGAUUUGCAUACCCCAAGCCACUGGGCAGUAAUCACUGGAAGAACUCACAGCUUUUUAGGUAUGCUAUAUCUUACCUAUAUGACAAAUUCACAUCUUCAUAAUACAGCCUAUGUAGAUGUGGAGAUAUCCAUGUAGUAAUUUGUCCUCAAGUCUUUAGGACUAUAAAAUUCCAGUGACAUCCUAUGCACAUGCUCUCAACUAUGGUCAGCAGUUUUAUCUUUGAACCUAGGACACAGAGAUACUAUUAGCUUGGAGUCAUUUUAAGCACUUAGUUUUGUUACAAUGGUCACUGUGUUUCUUUGUAUUUAGAGGCAAUGUAGUUGUCUCUUUAUACUAGUAAUCACAGUUUAUAUCAAAAUAUCAUAUUUUAGUUGCCUUUGAGUAGGAUGGACAGUAUAUCAUUCUGUGAAGAUAAAUGUUAUAAACAUUGGACUCUUUUUUAUCUCCCAUAUGUGAUUACACUCCAGGGUUUGAAGACUAGAAUAGCUAUUUCCUUCAUUUCAGAGUCAGUAUGAAAAAUCAUUUGUCACAUCUAUUAUUAGAAUGGAAAAUAUGAACUCAGGCCUCUGGUAUGUUUAAAGUAAGAACAAGAAACAAAUUCGCAUACUCUCUAUGACUGUAUAAAAUGCCGUAUUUAAUCUACCCAUGGAAGGUGGUUCAACAAAUGUGGCUCAAAUUGUCUCUAAGGGUCCAGGAGAAAGCAGAUAGGUGAUAAUCAUAGUUUUGGUUCUCUUAAAUGAUAUCCAAAGAACACCUCUGGAGAUAUAUGGAUCUGCCUAGUAGGAGAAAUGUCCACCAUGCUUCUAGAGUGACGCUGAGGUACCUCUGACAUGUUAUUGCAAUUUUUGAGCCUAUGGAAAAAGUAAUGCACUAGGUUUAGUCCAUAGCAAAAAAAAUGAAAUUAUUUCUUAACUUUAAUUUAGGUGGCAACUGUCAAGCUACAUUCACAAGCCAGAUUAAGGUUUGGAGGCAGCUAGGCAUGUGGACCCUAGAGUCUUUAGUAAUAUUUAUGGUCCAGGUUUGCCCUAGUCAUAUGAUUCUAAGGCCGACACAUCCUUCCUCCCAGCAUCUGGGGAAGUCAAUUCUUUCCCCUUUUGAGAAAAGUAUAGACAAUUAAUUUUGGCCACAAUGGACACCCGUUACAAUGCCUUACCUGCUACAAUUUAGUACUAAUAUGCAGGAAACAGGAUUGAGUAGUAACUAAACCUGGGGCCUUAAAUAUUAGAAUACCUUGAAACAUGUUUUAGCAAAAAUCUUUAACUUUUAAACCAUGCUCUAAUUAAAAUCUGUGUGCUAUAUAAUGAAGAAACAUUCUAUUUUUUAUCCGGAACAAAUGUGAAAAUCAAAAAAGAGCUCCAUAAUGUUUAUAGGAAGGGAAUUGAUUUAGGCACACUGUUGUGAUACCAAUAUGUUUAGGGAAAAACUGGUGAAAUCAAAAUGAAUUCUAGUAUCUAAGAUGAGUGGAAAUUUUUAUAAUGUUUUCUCUUGAUAAGUGGUGAUUUUGUUUGUACUUUGUUAUUAAAAAAUACCCUAUUAGAAGACUGACUUUGUGCUGCUAGCAGUAGUGUAUGUAUUUAUCUUCUAAUUAUUCAUUGUAAGGUAUGUAUUUUGAUGUGUUAAGUGAGUUCUAAGUGAGUGUUAAUUUUUUUCUUAAAUGGGUAACUGUAACUAUGCCUGGUCUGUUUGCUUUAAUUUGUGUUUGAAUAAAAUUUGGUAUUUUAACAGGAUGGGAAGUAAUAAUUUUGUGGGUAAUUGUAAUGAAAGAGACUUAUCUAUACUGUAUGUUUUUACUACUUUUUAGAUUAACAUGAAUUAUACUUCUUAGGAUCAUUUUGGAGACCAAUGUUUUAAUUUCAGAAACAUAAUAAUUUCUCUUUAAAAACAUCUUUUUUUUUGAGGGGAGGGAAUAUUUCCAGGAGAUUACUGAAUGUCUUAGAGAAGAUGUUGAGGUUCUAGCCUAACAUUUCAGAUAGCCCUUGAAAAUAAUUUAUAGCAUUUGAGGAAAGGACAGAGAGCACAAGUGUCCAGUAUUCUUAUACUGCUUAGCUAGGACCUCCCCUUCUCUUUAGGCCUGCCCAUCUAAGUUUGUAUUCAGUGCUGUGAUUUACUUUAUCAGCCCCAUGUCCCCACAAUAUGUUUUGUAUUCUGUCCUAUUCUCAUGUUCUAGUCAGUAAUCUGAUAAAUUUAUUCACACUAAAUACUAGUGAUUAACGUUAGCUUAAUAUUUAUUUGCCCAGGAAUAUCUGAAUUCUAGGCCUUAAGGAUAAACUUUAACUCAAAAUAUAAACCCCUCACUUUUAAUGGAGGGAUGAAAGACACUGAAGCAGACUGGAAAGGAAGAUAUUUUGAAGAAAGUGGAUUUUACAGCCGUGUCUUUCAGAUUACAUGUAGUAAGAGAUCAUCUACUUUGCUUACCAUAAUGGGGAUGCUAAAUUCUAAGAAAUAUAUCUUACAAGACAGCUAUUAGUUUCUCAGAUCUCUGCUGGUUUUAUUUUUUCUUUUUGACUUUUUCUCCUUCCAACUCUGGACCUGAUUUCUAGGGAAGAGUAUAAACUAGAAGAGAAGUACUGUUGCAGCUGCCAUCUGGACAACAGCUUCCUGAGUGUGCCUUUCCUUGGAGAAUCUUCCAUUUGUCACUCUGUGGUUUUAAUGAAAAAAGUAAAACCCUCAAAAAGUGUAACACUCUUAACUGCAGUAAUAUGCAAUUCAAGAUAAAUAAACAUAUUUCCUAUGCGAAGUUAUUUGAGUUCUGAUUGCAAAAUAUACGCAAAAUUAUUCCAACAGAUAUUUUAAUAGGGGGUGAUUUCCAUGUUAUUAUUAUUGUUAUUACUGUUGUUGUUUUCAUAUUUAAAUGGUUUGUUUUCAUUGUCACUUGCUUAAGUAGAUACUUCUAUUAACCUAUAAUUCCAUGAAAAAGCCAUCUGCCCUAGGAACAACAGAUCAAACUACCUUGGUCAGGGAGUUCCUGUUGUGGCUCAGUGGAAACGAAUCCGACUAGUAUCCAUGAGGAUGUGAGUUCGGUCCCUGGCCUCACUCAGUGGGUCAGGGAUCCCGCAUUGCUGUGGCUAUGGUGUAGGCGAGCAGUGGUUUGACCCCUAGCUUGUGAAAUUCUAUAUGCCCAUAUGCCCUGGGUGUGGCCCUAAGAAGCAAAACAAAACAAAACAAAGCACCUUGGUUUGAAAGGAUGCUUAGGUAGAACUCUUAUGCAACUUUUUUUUUUAUGUCAUCUUUUGGUUUUUAUGUCAUCUUUUGGUUUUUAUUCCAAAUACACUGUGAAAAUGUUGCACUUGUAUUUAUGUCUGUAAUUUAUAAUAUGCAUUUUAAUAAUAAAGAUGGUGUCUGUAAUUACAUAGAAAUUUUUGCUUCCAGAAUUCAAUGUAUAUAUAUGGUCUCUUUUUCAGCAAACUGAUAUAAUUGAGGAUUUUUGUCAGUGUUCUCACAUACAUGCACUAAAGUCCCACGAGGCUUUACUCUCCCUUUCUCUCUGAAGUGGUACAUUCUAUUCUCAGAUGGAAAGAUAAACCACGUCCCAAUCCUACCUUACCCUGCAAUCCACUUUUCCCAUAGACUCUUUACUAUCCACACUCCUUAUUAAAAUUAUUCUCCAUCCUCAUUUGCUGACUAAGGUUAUCUGAAUGACUUAAAUACCUUUACUUGCUAGAAUAUAGUCUGUGGGUAGAAAAAGAGAUGACAGAGGGAAUGUUUUCUCUUUAGUCUUAAGGGUUUUUAAGAUCCAGCAGUCCAAUUUUUCUUAUAGACUAAAUAGGAGUAAACUCAUCCUUCACUGUCCUCCUCUGCUUUUCCCCAAAUAAAUCUAUACAAACAAAACAAAACAAAAAGUGAAAGUCAGGGCAAUUGUCUUUGGCUCCCCUCUCAUCCUAGAUAUCUUUGUUCUUUCCAUUUUAGCAGCUCCCUCCUCAUCUCAUCUAUAUUCCUAGUGCUUUCAGGAGGCCCACGUAUCUAUUUUCUGCAAUAACCAAGUUGCUAUGAAUUAUACAUUUUGGCUGUUCCAAAAAGAUUCUACUAGGAAGUGGUAAAGGAUUUCCCAAGGAGAAAUUUCUGAUGUUUUGGUAGACCUGAAGAAAAUUAUGUGAUUUGCCCCCACACAUCAAAUAAUAUACAUCCCUCCUUUGUGCCUUCCUGAAGCCACCUCAGAUGUAAUUUGACUGCCUUCACUAUAACAUAUUUUUAGGGGGAUGAAGUGAGAGAUAAAAUCUCAAGUUAAUGUGGCUCUUUCAACUUACUUAUUCCUCAGUAAUUAAAGGAUAUGAUGUGUAUUUGGGGGCAGACAGUGAGUUAUAACUCCCUUGAUCUUCACAGACCAUUUCUUCAGCAAAAGUUCUUCAGCCUUAAUUACUUAAAAUUUUCCCAAGAUCAUAUUUCUUCUAUUGUUUGCUAAGUACUUACUUCUCUUCAUCUAACUCCUUACUGAAUGUACGCUGAUUCAUUUAUUGGCAUAGCCUUUAUUUAAGUCCUUAUAUUUGCCUUCUUGGUUCUCUUCAAGGAAUAAUAGAGUAAUUGCUUCUUGGUGGGGGGUGAUGGGUGGGAUGUCAUUAAGUCUAUAACCCUAACCUCAGUAUCCUCUUUUUUGCAGGAGCUUCAGAAACAGAGCUGAGAGGCAGAUCUAGAAUCUUUGUUCUUCAAUUUUAACUCUAGCCCAGAAUAAAUAUUUUUCAACCUUUUCUAAAUAACAUUGAAUAUGCACAACUUGAACAAAGACCAGUAUCACUUAUACCUUUUAAAAUGCCAAUCUAAUAAUAAUAAUAAAAAAACAGCUUGAAACAAUAAUGAACCACUUUUGGAGCUCAGAGAAGGAAAAGGUCUUACUAUAAACUCCCUGUAUCAUGCCUGCAUAAAGUAAACUUUGUAAUACUAGGUUUAAAAUAUUGCAAAGUCACAUUACUACCUUAUGUCAAUAAAUAAGUUUAACUUUU